Drosophila arizonae is the source of this 868-nucleotide messenger RNA. RefSeq names its product Odorant-binding protein 59a (gene Obp59a). Lineage: Eukaryota; Metazoa; Arthropoda; Insecta; Diptera; Drosophilidae. The record is from RefSeq and is a predicted model, not a curated record. Gene Ontology annotation, molecular function: odorant binding.
AUGGGAAUUAUGUAAUAUUCUCUGUGUGCCGUUGGCCCAUUGUGUGCCAGUCAAGCACGACGUCCAUUAGUCCGUCAGCUGUCAGCAGUCACUGGCUAUAAAUGUCGACAGCAGCUCAGAGCUGCUCGGCAAACAGUUCUUGAGAUGCGCCUGCUGCUGUUGCUUUUACUCAGCUUUAGCUGCAGCAUCAACUGCCUCAAGUGUCGCUCGCAGGAUGGCGCCGGCGAUGCGGAGCUCAAGCGGAUUGUGCGCACUUGCAUGCAACGCAGUGGCAGCAACGGCAACCAGGAGGACAACGACAAUAGACGCUAUGGCAAUGGCAAUGGCAAUGGAAGAUACAAUUUUGAUAACGAUGAUUAUGGACAGGCUCAGGAUCGAGGCCAGGGCCAAGGCAGACAGCAGCAACAACAACAGCAGCAGCAGUCCUAUGGUAAUUCCUGGCAGCGCAGCGUUAAGCAAACUGACAACAACAACAAUAAUAAUAAUAACAACAACAGCAACACAUCUGAAGCGGGCGGCUGCGUGGCGCUGUGUUUCUUUGAGGAAAUGAACAUGGUGGAUGGCAGUGGUCAGCCUGAUCGGCGCAAGGUCAGCUACUUGCUGACAAAGGAUCUGCGCGAUCGCGAGCUGCGCAACUUUUACAUGGACACCGUGCAGCAAUGCUUUCGCUACAUAGAGCACUCCCGCUACAGCAACAACAACAGCAACAACAAGUGCAGCCAGGCAAGGGAGCUAGUCAAAUGCAUGUCCGAGUAUGCCAAAGCGCAAUGCGAUGACUGGGAGGAGCAUGGAAAUAUGUUAUUCAACUAAACUCUUGACCCGUUACUUACGCCGCUCUUCAGAUCCUCCACACGAUCCAGAUAGACUU